AUGAACAGCUUGGUGGCCACGCCUCCUCUCCCUCCUCACUUCUACGAGAACCCUCGAUUUUCUCCUUCCCGCAUAAUGUCCACGCCUUCAUCAUCCUAUACCAGCCGAAAGCGGAAAGCCGACGACGAGGGCAAUGAUCACGAUGGACGCAUGUCCGCCUCUCCUACCAACUCGCCUGCUUUCACUCCUCGCCAACUCCCUUCCUUCCGAAAUAUUAAGCGGUCUCGACCCAACGUCUCGGGCAGGCCUCUCUCCCUGCCCCGCCUCCUAGAAACUUUGGACACCGAUGCCUUACGAACAGUGGUGCGAACCAUGUGCGAGCGCCACCCUCAGCUCGCCGACGAGGUGGCCCAAACCUCUCCAAGACCCAGUGUCUCGUCUACGCUGCAGGUGCUUAGAAAUUACCAGGCAGCACUUCAGUCGUCAUUCCCCCUGGGUGGCAACACGGCGUCCGACUAUGCGUACAAUCGAGUCCGGCAGCCACUCACGAACCUUCUUGAAGCCCUGAGCGACUUCACACCCAACUUCCUCCCUCCCAACGAGUCUCAGCCUUCGGUUUCACUGAGCUACCUCGACGGGGCGACUGAUAUCAUUCACGCCUUGCCACGAUGGAGCACACCACAGAACAAUAUCGAGCGGGACUCGGCUUAUGACGAAAUCGGCAAGGCUUGGGUCCUGGUGAUUCGAGAGGCAGCCAAGCGUGGCGGAGGCAUUCAGCUGCAGUACGGUGGCUGGGACCAAAAGCUGGCUAAGCACAACCAAACGUCGGGCGGCAAGCUUCAGGGUGCCGUCAACGAGAUCGGCUCAAGCCUGGGAUGGAUUAACGGCCCAGAUUCACCUUCUCACGGCCCAGGUGGCAAUGAGUUUGGCUCUAUACGUGAUCAGCUCCUGUCCGGGACCUACGGCCUCGGAACGCCGGUCAAGGUUGGACCCUGGUGA
Molecule: messenger RNA, 939 nt
Organism: Penicillium maclennaniae
Lineage: Eukaryota; Fungi; Ascomycota; Eurotiomycetes; Eurotiales; Aspergillaceae
Product: cut8/STS1 family protein
Exons: 2
Coding region: 1-939 (312 amino acids)
Biological process (GO): proteasome localization; nuclear protein quality control by the ubiquitin-proteasome system
Cellular component (GO): nucleus
Source: RefSeq, a predicted model, not a curated record